AUGUUUGAUAGCUCUGCACAUGCGAGAAAGAAGAAAGGGAAUGAUGCAGAGAGAGAAGAGAGAGAGUUUGGUUAUCUUGGGAAAAGAGGAACUAGGACAGAGAUUGAGGAUGAUGUCGGAUUUCAGAUAGAAGGGAAAAAAAAGAAAGGAGGACCCAAAGAUCUGUUACUUUGUUUAGGACUAUGA
Messenger RNA from Arabidopsis thaliana (thale cress), 186 nucleotides. RefSeq lists its product as uncharacterized. The record is from RefSeq and is marked reviewed. Lineage: Eukaryota; Viridiplantae; Streptophyta; Magnoliopsida; Brassicales; Brassicaceae. Bases 1 to 186 code for a protein of 61 amino acids. The transcript has 2 exons.